AUGGGCACACCAACGGCCGACUCACCUACCAGGUCACCGACUGUCGCUGGUGCAGAGGCACAUGCAGGCAAUAUGGCAGACACGCCUGCAGCUUCAGCUACACCUACAGCAGCGGUUCAUUUCCUGGCUGUGGCAGAAACUGCUGCUGCAGCACUGACCACCCUCACACCAACACCAUCAGGCUCAGGCGCGGCAGCAGCAGGGUCCUUAGCUCCACCGAGACACACCCAGUCAGAGCCCUCUGCCGACCAGAGACCGAUUGACUGGUACCAGGUCAUUGUCAACGGAGCAUCAACCAUGCUCCGUACAAUUUCCCCGACUGGAUCCCCCCCGUGGCACGCGAUAUAUCGUGAAGCACUGACGGCGGCAGCAGCUGAAUUCGGAGCAGCAGCAACUACUCCAGCGGCAGGGAACACGGCACGAGCACCGGUCACGGCUCCCAUCGCCCCCCAACCAAGUCCGAACCCACCGGCAGCACAAACCAGCCCAAUGCCAGGCAUGCUGCAGGUGGGAAACACCAGCAGCCUCUUCAUACAGGGUGCUGGACCCAACGGCAUGAGAGGAGCGGUGACAGGGGCAUGCAAGGAUGUGGUGGAGCAACGUGAACAACAGCCCACCGCAACAGCGGCACCAGCUGCUUUGGAGGAAGAGGACAGGAGAGGGCAGGCCAUGGCAGAUACAGACACAACCGUCACAGCUACCCCAGCAGCAGGAAGCAACGACAGGGAGCAGGUGAAACUGAAUGAGGGAGCAAGAACCAGCGCAGCCACGACAAUGCAGGGGGCAGGACAGCAUGCGGAAGAAGCUGGUGACACGAGACGAGCAAGGGCAGGGAUUUCAGUGCUAGCAACAAUGAGGUUGGGAGAACCUUUGGUUGUCACAAGCAGCCGCAUAAGUGAUCUCCCACGAGCUUGCAAGGGCACUGAUGAGCUACCCCCUAACGGAACAGCACCUAUCGUGCCACCCACUACCACGCUGCAGCAGGGACAGAGCCGCCCGGACAGCCUCACACCGACCUGGCCGGGACACGAUGACACAGCAGCAGCCGCACCACAAGCACAACAGCCUCAUCAGCAGCCGAGCGAUAGCAGCAGCAGCAGCAGCAAGGGGACCAAGGAUGAAGGCCCUAAUAGGGAUGGGACCCGUAUCCUCUACUGCCCCGUGGAGUUUGACCCAUGCGGAGGAGAGGACGAAGCGGAGCCACCCGAGCAGCCCAUGAGCCCAACGAGCCAGGAGGAUGCAACCCCAAAGGGUUUGAAGCUGACAAAGAGAGAGAUUGGCAAGGCAGCGGCAGCUCUCAUGCGGGGUGAGCAGUUCGGCAUGAAGGGCCUAGAGGCAGCAUAUGGGCUGAAGGAAGAAGAAGACCUCCCUACUGUUUGGCAUCGUUUCUUCGAAGAUAUGCAGUCCAUGCUACUCAACACGACACCACCAGAGCCCCCUGCUUCCUCACCCUUCAAGAGCUUGCCUAAGCUCCUGCGCAAGGCGAUCGAGAAGGAGCUGGCUUCAUUCAAGAGCUGCCUUCGCACCUACAGCAAAGUAUCGAACGGCCUGUGCGAGCUUCAGCAGCAGUUCAGGGAUGGGGAAGUUUCCCACGCUCUCCGGAUUUCAACCCCCACGCUACAGCUAACCGACCCUGCCCUACAGGAGAGUUUGAACCAGGCCCUAGACAAUGAGCUGAAAACCUUCAAAACAAAGGCCCAGCUGACUCUGAUGGGGUACAAAGAGAAGGAGAAGGCUCACUGGGAAGCGGCAGCAGAGGUGUGGGCGGCACGGACACACACUCGCUUCGAGAGCUUCCUGGAGAAAGACCUUCACUUUUUCGAGACCCAUGCAGCACCUGGUACCCCUGCACCCGAUGCUCACCUCAAGGAGCUGGCCGCUGACUACAUGGCACGUGGCAUGGCACGAGAGCUGAUGUAUCAUGCCGUGUGGAUCAAGGGCAACCGCAACUCAAAGGCAAGGGGGGCAGCUAAACGGGAGAAGGCACGGGGUGAACAGGCGCAGGUGGAGCAGAUACAAGCAGAUCCUUCUACCGACCUGCUCGGGCUGAUGAAAACACUGGUUGGCCCCCUACAGCAGCGGGUAGAGGCCUUGGAGCAGCGCCAGUCUAAGAGUGGGCCUACAACAGAGCACGGGAAGGCACAGCUGACCGCACUCAAACUGCACCAGAGCAGACCGCACCACAGCCAGACACCCCUGCCCAGCCCGCCCCUCAAGCACCAGCAGCACCCGCCUAUACCUUCAUGGCAAACCCCGCAUUCCCCAGCAUGUACCAGCCAUACCCCUUAG
Molecule: messenger RNA, 2289 nt
Organism: Closterium sp. NIES-65
Lineage: Eukaryota; Viridiplantae; Streptophyta; Zygnematophyceae; Desmidiales; Closteriaceae
Source: the annotation of a GenBank genome assembly